AUGGCAGCCAAAGCAGCAAAGAACAAGCCCCCGGUCUACGUCCUCGGCGUGGGCAUGACCAAGUUCAUCAAGCCCAGAGGCAAAGUCGAUUACACAGAGCUCGGAUUCGAAGCUGGUAUCAAAGCCUUGAUUGAUGCCCAGGUCAACUACGACGAUAUCGACGCCGGUGUUGCAUGCUACUGCUAUGGCGACAGCACCUGUGGCCAGCGUGUCUUCUACCAAUUUGGCAUGACCCAAGUCCCCAUCUACAACGUCAACAACAACUGCUCGACUGGCUCGACGGGUCUCCACCUCGCACGAACUAUGUGUGCGGGAGGCAUGGCGGAUGCGGUGCUCGUUGUUGGAUUCGAGAAGAUGAACCCUGGCUCUCUGCAAUCGUACUUCCUCGACCGCGCCAACCCAACUGGCACGACCGCCGAGAUGAUGGUCCAAACUCGAGGCCAGACCAACGCACCAGAAGCCGCUCAGUUCUUUGGCAACGCCGGCCGCGAGUACAUGGAGAAGUUCGGCGCGAAGAACGAAGACUUUGCUGAGAUUGGCCGCGUCAACCACGAGCACUCCAAGCGCAACCCAUACUCCCAGUUCAUGACUGAGUACACCCUCGACCAGGUCAUGAAGGCACCUAUGAUCCACGAGCCGCUCACAAAGCUCCAGUGCUGCCCAACAUCAGACGGUGGAGCUGCAGCCGUGGUCGUCUCGCAAGCCUUCCUCGAUGCCCGCCCACAUCUCAAGGACCAAGCCAUCCUCAUCGCCGGCCAGACCCUCGCCACCGACGCACCCUCGCUCUUCUCCCGCUCCGCCAUCGACCUCAUGGGCUACCACAUGUCGCAAUACGCCGCCAAGACCGCCAUGGAGGAGGCCGGUGUCAAGCCUUCUGAUGUCAAGGUUUGCGAGCUUCACGACUGCUUCAGCGCCAACGAGAUGGUCACCAUCGACGCUCUGGGUCUGUCCGAGCACGGCAAGGCCCACGAGAUGGUUCGCAAGGGCGACAUCACAUAUGGCGGCAAGAUGGUCAUCAACCCUUCAGGCGGCCUGAUCUCGAAGGGCCACCCCCUCGGCGCCACGGGUCUCGCACAAUGCGCAGAGCUCACAUGGCACCUGCGCGGCUGGGCAAACAACCGACUCGUGCCCGGCACGACCGUUGCUCUGCAGCACAACCUCGGUCUGGGUGGUGCUGUCGUAGUGACAGUAUACAAGCGAGCGGACGGCAAGGCACCGAGGAGCGUGUCGAAUGAGGAGGUCGCCAAGACCAGUGGGUUCGGGUACAACCCAGCUGUGGAAGCCAAAGGCUUCACGAAGAGCCAGGCGGAUAAUGUCAGGAGUAAGAAGGCGAGGAGCGAUUGGGCGUUGCAGGAUAUCGAGAAGAAGGUCGAGAGUCGGUUUUAG
Molecule: messenger RNA, 1386 nt
Organism: Zasmidium cellare ATCC 36951
Lineage: Eukaryota; Fungi; Ascomycota; Dothideomycetes; Mycosphaerellales; Mycosphaerellaceae
Exons: 1
Coding region: 1-1386 (461 amino acids)
Molecular function (GO): acyltransferase activity, transferring groups other than amino-acyl groups
Source: RefSeq, a predicted model, not a curated record